This is a messenger RNA of Sinocyclocheilus grahami, 1600 nucleotides long. RefSeq names its product forkhead box P3a (gene foxp3a). The transcript is spliced from 14 exons. The record is from RefSeq and is a predicted model, not a curated record. Gene Ontology annotation, molecular function: RNA polymerase II cis-regulatory region sequence-specific DNA binding; DNA-binding transcription repressor activity, RNA polymerase II-specific. NCBI's taxonomy places the organism in Eukaryota, Metazoa, Chordata, Actinopteri, Cypriniformes, Cyprinidae. Gene Ontology annotation, cellular component: nucleus. The coding region runs from base 272 to 1543 and encodes 423 amino acids. Gene Ontology annotation, biological process: regulation of transcription by RNA polymerase II.
UCGCUCUCUCACUUGCAUCUAGCUGACACUCGCACAACAGAGGCAACCACAAAGGCCUUUGCUGAGGAGAAGGAUUAAGUUUAAGCACACAUAGAGUGACGUCUCAAGGAAAAGCGCCAGACAAAGAAAGGUGUGGGAGGUAAAAGAGCCUAUCUUCUACAGAGAUCCUGCAGUUAUGAUAGCAAUUGCAUCAUGUAUUAGUUAAACUAAUGUGUGUGAAAUCAAUGUUCCAUCUUAAAGAAGGAUCACCCAGACAACAGAUGUAAAGGGAAUGCUUCAAAAUGGUGCUGGAACACACAAAGGUGGAGAUAACUGGAGUAGUCACCAAAAUCAGUACCAAGAGGAAGACUGUUCUACCUUUUCCAGCAUGCAGAUGAAGGCCAGAGGAAGCAGUUCAUCUCUGAUCUCAGGCAAACCCAUGGCUACCAAGGUGUCUGUUGCCUUGGACAGUGAUUUCAGAGGUUCUGGCUCAUCUCACAUUCAAAAUUCCAUUCUUCAACAGGAGACUGCCAGUGAAAACACAAGCAAACAUUUCAGACAGCACAGACCAUCAGUACUACGCAAAGGCAACCAGCCGUUCCCACAAGGUACUGCUUGUGGUGUUCAUGACUGGGUUGUGGGCACUGUGUGUAAGACAGAACCUGACAGUGCCCUGUCAGACCCUGUGCCACUUUACACCAACCAAUCAGAAAGUCCUCAGCCUGGCAGCACAGAGCAUACUGGGAAGCAUGCAUACAGUCUUCCAGGUGGCUUUCUGUGUGUUAAAGGACAAUGUGGAUGGCCUGGGUGCUCAAAGAGCAGAGAAGUGUUCAAAGAAUAUGGACAUUUCUUAAAACACCUUUCUACUGACCAUGCUCCUGGAGACAGAAGUAUAGCCCAGUUGAGGAUCCAGAAAGACAAAGUACAAUACAUGGAGAAUCAGUUGAUUGCAGAGAGACAGAAACUGCAGGCCAUGCAACUACACCUGUUUGACGUGAAAUCUACCUCUGAGGAUGGUAACAGUGUGGAGAAGUCAGGACAUCUGUCAGAACUCCUGCAACCUGCAGCAUGUCAGAACGCAAAUGGUGUCUAUGACAGUGACAGAGCGGCAGCUGAAGCGCUAACACAAGGAUACUGGCAGAUCUCUACCUCACAAGUUAUACCAGGGAUUAUCCCCAGUUUUGAGUAUUAUAAGUUCACAAACAUGAGGCCACCUUUCACCUACGCCUCCAUGAUACGAUGGGCGAUACUGGAGUCCCCAGAGAAGCAGCUUACUCUGAACGAAAUCUAUCACUGGUUUACCCGCAUGUUUUUCUACUUUCGUCACAACACCGCCACAUGGAAGAAUGCUGUUCGGCAUAACCUCAGUCUUCAUAAGUGCUUUGUGCGCGUUGAAGGAAGAAAAGGUUCUGUUUGGACCGUGGAUGAAGAGGAAUUUCUGAGAAGAAAAGGACAAAAGUUUCACAGGGAUCAGGAUAUGGGCUGGAUGGCACCUUUUCACGUGUUUCCUGUGACUCCACAAGGUGAAACUUAUCAGAUGCGAGGCCCAAAUGGACUCUCAUGAAGAGAUUACAAUCGCAUUUCAACCACUAACAAUAUUAACAACUUUAGUAAGAAUGAU